This is a messenger RNA of Anolis carolinensis (green anole), 2062 nucleotides long. RefSeq names its product ornithine decarboxylase 1 (gene odc1). The transcript has 11 exons. Bases 345 to 1727 code for a protein of 460 amino acids. The record is from RefSeq and is a predicted model, not a curated record. NCBI's taxonomy places the organism in Eukaryota, Metazoa, Chordata, Lepidosauria, Squamata, Anolidae. Gene Ontology annotation, molecular function: ornithine decarboxylase activity. Gene Ontology annotation, cellular component: cytoplasm.
CGAUCAGGGCUGGUUCGAGCUGGUGCGUUGCCAUGGCGACGCGGGCGGGCCUAUAAAUACGGCCUCCCCGGCGCCGGCAAGGCAUUGUCGGCGCGGACGCUGGAGGAGCCACAGCAGCAGCAGCUGCCAUUCACCUGCGCGGCGGCGGCAGCGGCGGCAGAGGGCGGUUCACCACCGGCUCUUUUCCCGGUUGUAGCCGAGGCCUUCGCCCCGUCCGCCCUUUUCUUUUCAUCCAGCUGCCGCGCAGGGUAGAAGGGGCUGCUGCUGCUGUCGAAGAAGGAGAAGCCGAAGCCGAGGCCACGCCGCCAAGUUUGUUACAUCUGAGAAACAUCACACCAAGCAAGAUGAACGGCUUCAGUGGUGAAGAAUUCAGCUUUACUUUCCUCGAUGAAGGCUUUACUGCAAAGGAUAUAGUAGACCAAAAAAUAAAUGAAGUUUCUUCCUCGGAUGAUAAAGAUGCCUUCUAUGUUGCUGACCUUGGAGAUGUUCUAAAGAAACACUUGCGGUGGUACAAAGCCCUCCCCAGAGUUUCUCCUUUCUAUGCUGUCAAAUGCAAUGACAGCAUAGCUGUAGUGAAGAUCCUUGCUGCUCUUGGGGCCGGAUUUGACUGUGCUAGUAAAACUGAAAUACAGUUGGUCCAGAGUGUUGGUGUGCCUCCAGAGCGUAUAAUAUAUGCGAACCCUUGCAAGCAAGUUUCUCAAAUUAAACAUGCUGCAAAUAAUGGAGUGCAGAUGAUGACUUUUGAUAGCGAAGUUGAACUGAUGAAAGUUGCAAGAGCUCAUCCGAAGGCAAAGUUGGUCUUGCGCAUUGCAACAGAUGAUUCAAAGGCAGUUUGUCGCUUGAGCGUUAAAUUUGGAGCCACACUGAAAACUAGCAGGUUGCUGCUUGAGAGAGCAAAAGAACUUGAUCUGGAUAUUAUUGGAGUCAGUUUUCAUGUUGGAAGUGGCUGUACAGACCCUGAGACGUUUGUGCAAGCAAUUUCUGAUGCCCGUUGUGUCUUUGAUAUGGGAGCAGAGCUUGGUUUUAGUAUGUAUUUACUGGACAUUGGUGGUGGUUUUCCUGGCUCUGAAGAUGUGAAGCUGAAGUUUGAAGAGAUAACAAAUGUAAUCAAUCCUGCCUUGGACAAGUAUUUUCCAUCCGAUUCUGGAGUGAAAAUUAUUGCAGAGCCUGGCAGAUACUAUGUUGCAUCAGCGUUCACACUAGCUGUUAACAUAAUUGCAAAGAAAGUUGUAAUAAAGGAGCAAACUGGAUCUGAUGAUGAAGAAGAACAGAAUGACAAAACACUUAUGUAUUAUGUAAAUGAUGGAGUAUAUGGAUCUUUUAACUGCAUCCUGUAUGAUCAUGCGCAUGUGAAGCCAGUUCUGCAAAAGAGGCCUAAGCCCGAUGAGAGAUACUAUUCCUGCAGCAUAUGGGGGCCGACCUGUGAUGGCCUGGAUCGCAUCGUGGAGCUUUGUGCCAUGCCAGAGUUGCAGGUCGGAGAUUGGAUGCUGUUUGAAAACAUGGGGGCCUACACUGUGGCUGCGGCAUCGACCUUCAAUGGAUUCCAGAGGCCAACAAUCUACUAUGUGAUGUCAAGGCCAGCAUGGCAAUUGAUGGAGCAGAUAAAGGAGCAGGGCUUUCAAGCCGAAGUGGAAGAGCAGGAAGUCACUUUGCCGCUGUCUUGUGCCUGGGAAAGUGGGAUUGAACACUAUCCAGCAGCUUGUGCUUCGGCUAGCAUUAAUGUAUAGAUAUGGGUUUAGCUAACCUGUAAGUGUAGGAAUGGAUUUUUUUAGGGCUUUUGGGACCAUUAACUUAAUUCUUGCUAGAGUUUUUAAACGUUUUGGAAAAACUAGGGUGUGUGUAAAUGUAACAGGAUAGGCGACUAGAUGGGGAGGUCACAUUUAUCUGUGUUCCUAUGGAAACUUUGAAUAUUGUUUUAUAUGGAUUUUUAUUCACUUUUCAAGUAUGCUACUAAAACUGAUCCUUGACUGUCAAGCAAGCGUUUGUAGCUUGUAUAUUUGGCAGAAUGGGCUGGAUGUAGUAUUGUGACCUGACUGUUUUACAAUAAAGUAUGUUAAAAUAA